Thermothelomyces thermophilus ATCC 42464 is the source of this 2310-nucleotide messenger RNA. RefSeq lists its product as uncharacterized. Lineage: Eukaryota; Fungi; Ascomycota; Sordariomycetes; Sordariales; Chaetomiaceae. The record is from RefSeq and is a predicted model, not a curated record. The coding region runs from base 1 to 2310 and encodes 769 amino acids. The transcript is spliced from 6 exons.
AUGUGCGACUACAAGCAGCGAGAAUUCUCUUGCGGCCACUUCCGAUGGCUUGCGACGAAACAUUGCGCAAUGUACAAGCGCAAGACCGGAGCAAAGAGCCGCUGUCUGCCGGAGAUUACGGCAUUUGAGGAGAGAUAUGGAACGGGCCCGCCCGGCCAUGCGGACCAACCAGCCGCAGUGCCGUCGGUUGGUCACCGAGAGUGGAGCCUGAAAGGGAGCGAAAUCCAGUUCUCGCCGGCUCACCGCCCGGGGUCCACACAUUCCUCCACUCACCCGAGAAACAGCACGCAACUGCCGAGCAGCGCCGGUGUUCAUCACAGCGCAGGCGUUCCGGAAGUUCCCCUGCACCUGCGCCGAACCGGGGAUGCUCGCAAGCGGCUCUCGAUAUUGAACAGCGCAUGGGACAGUCUGCACACACUUCGCACGGCGCAUGCUCGGCGAGGAGCGCUCGAAGCACCGAUGCCCAUCAUGACGAAACUGCCUGCUGACCCCUUCCGGCCCAAGGGUGCCCCGGACGGCAGCGACAUAACCGUUUCUCUCCCCAAGCUAACCGGCGACUCGUCCGCUUCCAUCAUCUCUCCCUUGUCCCUUCCACGCGGUGCUGCCGGAUACUUUGAUCACAUCGCAUCCAAGGACGCUCUCCCGACACAACAUGCGCCCGCACCGCAACAUCCCCGCAGGAGCCAACUAUAUUCACCACUUUCACCUGGCCUAAAACGUCCUGCUCUGCAUACUUCCUCGUUCCUCUCGCCUCAACUCUUGCCAUCUACGAAGUGUCCCCCGUCUCAUUUCGACCAGCACCGAUCGACCAGCCUUCCUCCGGAAACCCGCAACAGCUUCGCACCUAACCGAUUCUCGGGGGACAGGUCGCAUCCACAACAAGAUAUGCCGACGGACUCUAGCACCAACGGGUUGACUCCCACGGUAAGCGGGACCGGAAACUUUGCCUCUCCUGGGUGUCCGCAGUCCAUCCCAGCGGACCCGGUGGCUCCCACUUGCCACGACCAGUUGGUUCAGCGACUCCUUCGACAAAAGGCCAGACUGCUAGAGGCAUGGGAGGCAGAACGAAAGUACUUGGAGGCGAAUCGCGAGCGGGCCGAAGAGGUGUAUAAAGAAGAGCGUGCCCUUAUGGAGGAAGAACGUGCCGAGUGGGAGGCUGAGAAGGCGAUUCUGUUGGCGGAAAUCGAGCGACUUGGUGGUGUCAAUCCGUUGGCCUCGACCAGCGCCCGUCCCUGGUCACGAAACCUGCUUACGGGUUACGGCGGUUAUGGAGGUGCCAGGGGGGCGUCGCGAGUAGUAAGCCCCAACAGCACGCAGCGGGUAACCCGGAAUGGGGCCCCAACCCAUUCGAACGGCACAUCGACAAUCCCCCCACCGAUGGUAGGAAGAGCGCCAGACCUCGCCUCACCGAGGUCACCAAACGGACCCAGCGCACCGACGAAGGAUUUUCUGAACCCCGACAAAGGGUCUGCCGACGAAGCCAACCCUGUCCCGAUUGUCGACGUGAUGGAAAUCGACCCGGAGCUGGAAGGUAUCCGAAUCAAGGCCACAAGCGUCAAGAAGCCGACCUUCACCGACACCGGGUCACGGAACGGGUCCAAACCAUCCAGCCAGUCCGGCUCUCCUCCCUCGGGCUCUGACCAGUCGAAGAGUCCAAGGGCAAAGAAGGAGCAGACUCUUCAGGUGCUGGAAGCCGAGGAGGCGGAGCGACUGACGAUGCAUGCCGGCCAUACUCCCAACCACUCGCUCUCGACGCUCGCAACGGUCGUUUCCUCGGGAACGGCCACCGCGACGAGCAACGGCGGCCGCAGCACUCCGACGACGACCUUGGCCCCCCAUAACGGCAGCGGCGCGGCAGAGCCAGGCGCCAACACCGACGCCCAGCCGCUCGCCGACGACCAUCCAGAGCCUCUCUUCGACCCGAGCGAGGACCGCGAGCUCAAGGGGCCGCUGAUGGUGCGCAACAUGCCGGCCCACGACGAGAUCUUCUUCCAGAAGCUCAACGACAAGCUGGAGGAGGUCAGCAAGGACGGCGUGGCCGCCCUCCCCGCGGUGCUGAAAGAAGAUCCGGACCUCGCCGAGGAGGCCGAGCAGCAGCCAGCGGCCGAGCAGCGGCCGGAGACCCAAGCAGCCGCCGAAGCCCAGGCCAAGACUGGGCCGGGGUCCGGUUCUGACACCGCUUCCGAGGCGGCCAGCAGGACCAGCCCGAAGAGCAGCGACGGAGACGACGACGACGAGGAACUCGACGACGUGCCCUUGAAGCUCAAAAAGCGCAUGAACUUUGGCGCGCCGUUUGGGGAGAUUCGGUAG